Molecule: messenger RNA, 357 nt
Organism: Fusarium venenatum
Lineage: Eukaryota; Fungi; Ascomycota; Sordariomycetes; Hypocreales; Nectriaceae
Source: RefSeq, a predicted model, not a curated record
AUGGAUUUCGUCAAGAACCUCGCCGGCGGCAACAAGAACGACAACGCCGACCAAACUCAACAGCAAACCGAGUCUGGCGGUUUCAUGGACAAGGCAAGCUUUCUCAUCUCGAUUUACGUCAACAAUAUGGCAGGAGGAGGAGCUUCUGGGGAAAAGAAGGAGGACGGUCUCGACAAGGGCAAGAUCACCAUCCAAUACUCUCAAUCUGUCGAUUAUGUUCAAGAGAACUUCCUUGGCGCUGGCAACCAGUCAAAUGAAUCCGCCGCGGAGCAGAUGAAAGAUGAGGCCAUCUCAGAUGCUAUUCGAGACCAAUACAAGGGCGCGACAGGCAGUGAAUUCCCGAUCGCAGACAAAUAA